ACCGAUCCCGAGAGCACAGGGACCACCGGGUGAUUCCUCUGGAGGAGGCUUUCCAGGAGUAUCAGAUCCAGGUUGGGGAUUGCCUGAAGGCUCAGAAGGAGGAGAAAGAAAAAAUGCUUACAUACAGAAGAGAAACAGAACAAAAAGUGUGGGAGAUGCUUGACCUGAUCAAAAGAGAGAGAGAAAACACAGUGGCUGAGUUCAGAGAACUACAACGCUGGUUGGAAGAACAGGAGAAGCUUCUGCUGGCCAGAAUGGAAGAGACGGAGAAGGAGAUUGUGGCAAGAAGGGACGAGUGUCUGGCCAAACAAGUGGAGGAACUCUCCUCUCUUGACAGUCUCAUUGAGGAAAUGGAGGAGAAGCAUCAGCAGCCAUCUAGCAAACUCUUACAGGACAUUGGAAGGAUCUUGAAGAAGUAUCAGGUAAAAAAACCAUCAGAGAAUCCAGUGGCUUUUCCUCUAGAGCUGAAGUGGAGAAUCUGGGAUUACAGUGAUAUCAGUGUGUUUCUGAAAGGCAUCACGAAACAAUUCAGAGAUACUCUGAAAGGUGGACUUCAACUGCAGAAAGCAAAUGUAAUUCUGGAUCCAGAAACAGCCCAUCCUGGCCUCGCCUUCUCCAAGGAUCAUAAAGAUGUCAGAGCAGUUGUUAAAGAUCAAUGCCUUCCCCAAAACCCAAAGAGAUUUGAAAUUUGGCGAUUCAUCCUUGGAUGUCAGGGGUUUUCAACAGGGAGACAUUGUUGGGAAAUCACUGUAGGAAGAUACACCAAACUGCCCCUGACUACAGAUCUGAAGAGGAUCCGCGUCUCUCUCAACUGUGAAGGGGGACAGGUGACCUUUUCGGAUGCCGAGACCGCAGCCCUGCUCUACACGUUCUCGGAAGCUGCCUUGGCUGGAGAGACCCUUCUGCCCUCCUUCUUUCUGAACAACUAUGCCUGCCUGACACUCGCUCCCUAAAAGUGGAGACGCACAUGGACAAACGUUCAGAAAAAUCCCUGUUUACCAGAUUUACUGGAGGCGAUGGGAAACUUCUGAAGCGAAGGCACAAGUUAUGGAAGACACAGAAAAUGAAAAGGACACAUUAUUCCUCUUCUUAUCAAUGAGAAGAGGAGAAAUAUGAAGAGUUGGUCUGCAUAUCUUGACUUCUGCACUGCCAUACCUCCCGAUUCCGUUUCCCAAUUCCUCAAAAACAGUAUAAAAAGAAGCAGUAAUUACCUUCAUGUCUACGGCUCUCUCAGUGCUGAGAACGAGGAGCAACAGUGUUGGUCAAUCUGUUCCCCUCCUGAACUGUUCUGGGUCCAGGAGUAGGAAAAAUCCGCUCUGCUCAGCCUCUGGGACUCUUCCUGCUGGAUGUUCCCCACCCAAAGAUGUGUUUAGGAAGGCUGUUCUUGGACAAUUGCCUUGCCUGUUUCACAGACUGGUACCUAGCAUGAAGGUGGCCAGUUGAUCUGUAUUAACCAACCACUCUAACCCUUUGUAAAGCCAGCAAAACCCUGACUGGAUUUCUUUAACCCCGAUUUGUUGAAUAAAUCAUAACUGCCUAGGUUCAUGCAUCACGCUAAUUGAUAAACAUGGCUUAGAGACCCAGUAGCUGGAGCCAGAGAAUGUACCCAGCCAUCACCAACCAGGUCAGAUGACAGCUUCGCCCAAGGUGUGAUCCCACCCACAGACAUCUCAGUCAAGCUGUUCUUUGGCCUUCCUGUAUUUUAAUUGGCCUUUUUGUAAUUUAAUGGUAAAGCAAAAACAGUCAAAUUGGCCCUGCAUUUUUUCUUUAAUGCCCUUGCUUGAGACAGGAUAAACCUCACUGGUUUAGUGGAAAAUUGGCUACUGUUGAAGGAGAAGAACAAUGGCAAUCCUGGUUUGGCUCUGCCUGUCAGAGUCUGCACACUCAUUCCCAAAACUCAGUAAAUCUUCUGGAGACUAGGUAGUUCCAUUAAAGAUUUCUUUAUUAGGAGAAAUGCACAGUGUCCAUAGUUUCUUGAGUCUAAUUCUACAAAGCAAAACCUUCCCUUUUUAAGCCCAAAUCCCUCCCCCCUUCUCCUUUCUUUUCCCACUUGACAUUCCUGGCGCCUUUCUCCGAGUCUCACGGUUGCUUGACCUUGUUUGCGCCUCUGUAGAGAUAACAGCUGCACCUGGCUUG
Messenger RNA from Python bivittatus (Burmese python), 2136 nucleotides. The record is from RefSeq and is a predicted model, not a curated record. Lineage: Eukaryota; Metazoa; Chordata; Lepidosauria; Squamata; Pythonidae.